Polyodon spathula (Mississippi paddlefish) is the source of this 1775-nucleotide messenger RNA. RefSeq names its product dnaJ homolog subfamily B member 12-like. The transcript is spliced from 9 exons. Gene Ontology annotation, molecular function: Hsp70 protein binding. Gene Ontology annotation, biological process: cellular response to misfolded protein. NCBI's taxonomy places the organism in Eukaryota, Metazoa, Chordata, Actinopteri, Acipenseriformes, Polyodontidae. Gene Ontology annotation, cellular component: endoplasmic reticulum membrane. The record is from RefSeq and is a predicted model, not a curated record. The coding region runs from base 8 to 1132 and encodes 374 amino acids.
CUCUGCGAUGGAAUCAAACAGGGACGAAGCCGAGCGCUGUAUCGAGAUUGCCGAGACGGCUUUCAGGCAUAAACAGGUGGAGAAAGCUGUGCGUUAUCUUGAGAAGGCACAGAGGCUAUUCCCGACAGAUAAAGCACAAGCUUUGAUAGACACCAUCACGCAGAAUGGACAGCCAUCAAGCACUAACUACCAGUCCAAGUGCAACGAGUCCACAGGCCCCCGACACAAGAGAGGUGGGGAUGAGGCUAGUUCAGCCAGUGGGGAUAAGGGAGGAGACAGUGGGAAGUCGUACUCACCAGAUCAGCUGGAAGCUGUCAAAAGGAUAAAGCACUGUAAGAACUACUAUGAGAUUCUUGGGCUCAGCAAAGAUGCUACAGAAGAAGAUCUGAAAAAGGCUUAUAGGAAACUGGCGUUAAAGUUUCACCCAGAUAAAAACCAUGCUCCAGGGGCUACAGAUGCAUUUAAAGCUAUUGGGAAUGCAUAUGCAGUGCUGAGUAAUGCAGAUAAGCGAAAGCAGUAUGACCAGUUUGGUGAGGAGAAAGUUCACACGUCUCGGCAUGGCCACUCACACUCAGAUUUCCACCGCGGCUUCGAGGCAGACAUCUCACCAGAGGACCUCUUUAACAUGUUCUUCGGAGGUGGCUUUCCGUCAAGUAAUGUUCAUAUGUACAGUAAUGGGAGAAUGCGCUACACACAGAGACCAGAGAGGAGGGAACAACAGAGAGAUGGGGGGCUGGCUCUUUUCGUACAGCUGAUUCCCAUCCUGAUCCUCAUCAUAGUUUCAGCGCUGAGCCAGUUGAUCAUCUCCAGCCCUGCCUACAGUCUUAGCCUCAGGCCGUCAGUGGGCCACACUCAUAGACGACUAACUGAGCGCCUGAAGGUGCCUUACUACGUCUCGGCACACUUUUCCGAGGAAUACACCGGGGUGAAUCUCAGAAAUGUGGAGCGGAAUGUAGAGGAUGAUUAUAUUUCUAGCCUCAGAAACAACUGCUGGAAGGAAAAGCAACAGAAGGAAGGUUUGCUGUACAGAGCUCGGUAUUUUGGAGAUGGAGAGCUUUACCAAAGGGCACAAAAGAUGGGCACUCCCAGCUGUACCAGACUCUCAGAAAUCCAGGCUUCAUUGCACGGUUAACAACACCACUGCCACAAAGAUAGGUUGUUUUGGGGGAGUCAUUGAAGCCUCAUGAAUAAUGCUGUUGGACUGUAUUAUAAAUAAAAUAAUUUAUUGUCCGAGCCUUCACCAAAAUUGCACUGUAGAAAAUAUCCUUGUCAUAAUACAAGUCCAUGGGAAAGCACAUUUAUGCCAAAAAAAGGCUAGACUGCCCUUUACCCAUCACACUUCUGUAGUUAAACCAAGAUUUUCAUGAGGACUGUAAUCAUGGAAACACGUGGAAAGCCAAAAGGCUGGGUGCAAGAAGAUAGCUGGAGAUCACACUGUUGUCUUCUAACAGAAGAACAUUAAUAUGCUUAAGAGGAAUGAAGAGCAACAGAAAUCUGAAACUUAAUUGGAAUUAAUUUAUUAUCAUGUAACAACUUUUUAUGGUUGGCAUGUAUCCAUGUCUGAGAAGGGCUUUAGAUUUCCUUUAGUGUAUUCCUGUGCAAGUGUAUUAAAUCAUGAAUUCAGUGUUAGUAAUACAGGAUAAGUACAGAAUGGAGGGUUAUACUGUAGCAUUUGUAUUUUUUUGUCAGCCAGCCACUGAUUGUGUCAGUCAAAGACAAUUAUUGUUUCAUCUCUAUAGUUUAUAUUUGUGUAUAUGUUGUACUUUUAACUAUGC